AUUUUUUUAUGUUUACCCCAGCUAUAGUAGGGAGAGUACGGUUUACCAACUACACCUAUUAUACCUAUAUGUAGUGAAGCUGUGGUGAAGCCUCACGCUUCACCCCGCGUUACCUUACCCUGCACCUGACCCCCAGAGUUCGGUCAGCUCGGAGCUCGAAAGCACAAAUCUAAUCCUCCAUAUCUAGAUAAAAUAAGGCACCUUACAUUAAGUACAUUGAUCAAAACAAAACUUAGUUUGUGCGAAAAAAAGUUUUUUUUGAUCUAAAUGGUUAUACUGAAAAUGAUGCUGGAGCCAGAGUGAAAAUUAUGCAAUAAUAAAUACUCAAUUGUGGUCAACAAUGUAACAUUUAACGAACAAAUUGAUGAAUAAAAAAGUGCGCGCGAUGAGUGAAGAAUAAACCAUCCUCCGAGGAUAUUCCGGGAUUCCUUUCAAAGUAAUCCGCAAUUAUGGAGGAGGACAGGAUAGCCUCUAUUAGUGUGGCUACAGAAGUAAAGAUUUUAAUUAUUACUUAUGUCAAUGGAUCGACUGCCGAGGAUUUGUGCAUGAAGAUUUGUCAGCAAUUGGGCAUUGGACCUGUUGCCAGGCAUCUUUUUGCUUUAAAGAACAAGGCAACAGAUAACUGGUAUCAUGCUAGUUAUAAGUUUGAUGGCAAGGAUAAAUACAAAUUAGAUUUUAGAUUAAGGUUCAAGCCUUCCAGUCUUCAGAGAUUAAAGCGAGUCGAUGUCAAAGCGCAUGAUUACUAUUUCCAACAGGCUAGGAGUGAUGUUUUGGAUAACAAAGUUCCUGAUAUUGUGUACGAGAAACACAAGAAAGAAUUAAUUGGCCUUAGUGUCAGUGAUAUGUAUCGGGUCAUGCUAGAAAAAGAAAUGACCAGGGAAGUUAUUGAAUCCGACUACAAAAAGUACAUUCCAAAAGAAUGUAUUAAAAGACAUUCUUUUUUCAUUAAAAAGCCUAUCCACGAUGCACUUGGCAAAAUAUCUGCGCAAGACUCCUUGUUUGUGAGAGAGCAAUAUUUAAAGCAGUUUGAAAAUAUGGCUCCCAAUUAUCUGUGUGAAGAGUACAAGGCUAUGAUGGAGAAAGGAAUGCCCAGUCCACCAGCUAGAGUGUUGCUGAGAAUCAGUGCAAAAGAAAUAGGAUACAAUGAACUGGAGAUAAACAACAGCGAAUGGAAAACAUUGUGUUCAAUAGAAGACCUGUGUUUUAUUUCAAUCAGGAAAGAUGACAAUGUUGUAGAAGUAUCCAGAAAUAAUGGAAUACCAUCUUAUUUGAUGUUUAAAUCAAUUUCAUUGUUAAUGUCAUUUGUCUCUGCUCUUGAUGGAUACUAUCGCCUAGCAGCAAGGUGGACCUACAAUCUUUGUGGUGAUGCUGUAACGCCGAGCUUGGAACGAUUGCAUAGACUGAAAUGUCAUGGUCCUGUUGGAGGAGAGUUUUCGUAUGCCAAACUGGACAAUGAGCGCUCUAAUAGGCCAGGCACGUUCAUCUUGCGUGAGAGCGAAACUAAGUAUAACGCGUACUACUUGGACGCUUGUGGGAAAGAUUUAAAGCCUCGAACGUGGAGAAUUGAAAAACUUGGACCAGAAGAUUUCGCAUUGUCGGACUCGAUGCAGCGGUUCAAGUCCAUUGCCGAGUUGCUGUCUGCUCACAAGGACCCCGAAAAUUCACUGUACUUGAACGAAUGCCUGUUUCCAUCGGAACGCGACGUAUCUCCGUUGCUGUUAUGUGCGCCCGAAAGAAUGAAGAGUGACGUCACAGCCGAGGAAGAAAUUAUUACAGGUGUACUCGAGGCAAGGCCGGGCAGCGUACUACCACACGAAUUGCAGGUAUACAAAGCUCAACCUUUUCCCAAGAGUAAGGCAAGCCAAGCACGCGUGAAUGCAGCGUCUUGUGGCGGUUCAGUUACGAUUCUCUACAAGGCAGUCUGGCGUAUCGCUAAGGGUAAAAAAGUAGAGGCUGUGAUUAAGUUAUUGAAAGAAGAUGAUAAGCAAUCGACAAGGGAGUUUUUAAAGUUACAAGCAAAGUGGGGACAAUUACGGUCGAGUGCUUUAGUUAGAUUGUAUGGUUUCACUUUGAUACCGUCAUUGGGUAUGUUACUGGAGCUUAUAAAUCUGGGACCUCUGGACGCCUACUUGCGUGAAAGUCCUGAACAAAUCAUCAAGACCAUCGACAUGGUUGAUGCCGCGGCCUGUCUCACCUCUGCGUUAUGGUACUUGGAAAAUCAUAACUUUGUUCAUGGCAAUAUUCGAUGUCGAAAAUUAAUGGUACAAGAGCACACUGACAACAGUUUUCAAGUUAAACUUGCUGAUCCGGGAAUUUUCAGUUACAAGCCGGCAGAUGUUCACUGGCUGCCGCCCGAGUGUUACGAAAAUCCCGAUCUGGCUAGGCGUACGACGCUUGCGGACGUGUGGGCUGUGGGUACAACCAUGUGGGAAAUUUUUUCGCGAGGUACGAUAAUACCGUGCGACAAUGAUCCCAACGUGAUCAAAAAGUUUUACGCCAGUGGCAAGCGCCUUCCAAUCCCGAAUGGCUGUCCACACGAAGUUUACGAACUUAUGACCGAAUGUUGGGGCAAAAUCGGCGGCUCGAGAAAAACCCCGCUAGCCAUUAUGCGAGACAUCAACCGAAUCAAGUUCCAGGUGCACAACUCGAGAAAGAAUCACGCGUACGCCUCAGCAUUUCCGAAACUAGCAGAGCACAGGAACUCGGAUGUCAUAGAAGACGAUGCAAGCGAGACCGAUCAGCGACACUCUUCCUUCGACGGCGAGUCGAGAGCUAGUAGUUUGUUCACAGACCGUACGAGUCUGCCGUGGGACGAGAUCGACGAUAGUCUUGGGAUAUUGGGUGCUGACGGAAAUGGCAUGAUCUUUGAUGAUUCUGACAACAUACUCUCGACUUGUUUGGGCUGGUGGGCAAAGGGUAGUAUCAGUGACAAUACCGGCGAGAAUGGAUACGAUAACGAUAAUGGCUUACUCGGCCAAAUGCAGAGUAUCUUCGAGCUGGACGCUAACGUCAAUCUUAUAUUGCAAGGACGCAUCGGUCAAGGUUUUUACGGGGAUGUGUACGUAGGUGCUUUGGAGAGGAACAACGGGAAAGACGUCGAGCCUCAGAGGGUGGCUGUGAAAAAAUUGAAAAUGCGUGCGAUGGAAGCGGAGCUGCGAGAUUUCGAAAGAGAAAUCGAUAUCAUGAAGUCUCUCAAGCAUCCAAACAUUGUGGGAAUCUUAGGGAUCGUAUUAGAGCCAGAGGUAUGCUUGGUAAUGGAAUUUAUAGAGCACGGCUCUUUACUGACUUAUCUGGCUUUGUACCGGGAGAGGCUUACUCACAAAAAACUACUUGGAUUCGGGCUGGAUAUUUCCACUGGUAUGGAUUACCUUGGACGUAAAAAAAUUGUACAUCGGGACCUGGCUGCAAGAAAUAUUCUCGUUGUCGAUGAUAAUCGAGUAAAAAUUAGCGACUUUGGUCUUGCUCAAGUUAUUGAAAAGAACGAUUACUAUGUUUUUCAGACCAAUCGAGAUCUGCCAGUCAAAUGGUAUGCACCGGAGAGUCUUAAGGACGGCAGGUUCUCACCUCGAUCAGAUGUUUGGUCAUUCGGCGUGACAUUGUACGAGACUUUCAGCUUUGGUGAGGAUCCUAUAUUACCCGAAUUAAUAAAAAAGACAAAUGCCGGGGAAUCUGGAAAAACUGUCAAUGGAACUAGACGAGUAGAGGAGAUACUGUCCACCGAAAUAAUAGCAGCUCUAGAAAGAGGAGCGCGCUUACCCUGUCCAGUUACUUGUCCACAGGACGUCUAUGUAAAAAUAAUGUACCCAUGUUGGCACAUGCAGAGUAAUCAGCGGCCUGAUUUUGCGAAACUCUGUACAGAUAUCAAGGAAUUAAUUGAAAGCAAGUAUUAAUAUUUAUCGCGUGCCAUUGUAUUUGACCAUU
Messenger RNA from Copidosoma floridanum, 3921 nucleotides. It is a transcript of the gene hop, whose product is annotated as tyrosine-protein kinase hopscotch. Lineage: Eukaryota; Metazoa; Arthropoda; Insecta; Hymenoptera; Encyrtidae. The record is from RefSeq and is a predicted model, not a curated record. Gene Ontology annotation, molecular function: cytokine receptor binding; non-membrane spanning protein tyrosine kinase activity; ATP binding. Gene Ontology annotation, biological process: cell differentiation; cytokine-mediated signaling pathway; protein phosphorylation. Gene Ontology annotation, cellular component: cytoskeleton; cytosol.